AUGCACACUGCGACACAUUUCAUUUUUAUCGUGGCUCUCUUGAUCAAUAUCGUUCAAUGUCCAGGUGCUGGUGGUGGUGGGGGUGGUGGAGGAGGAGGAGGAGGUGGUGGCGGUGGUGGACGUGGAGGCAGUGGUAGUAAAGUACCAUGUACUACUCAAGAAUGUGAAACGAGACAAGCUAUUGCUGGUGGAAUUCUCAUGACAUUGUUAUUGGGCAUACUCAUAUAUUAUAUUCGGCGUGUGUAUCGUUAUUGUAUACGUGGUCAACCAUCACACGGCAACAUAGAUUUCAUCCGUCAGAAUUCUCAAAAUGCUUACAACUAUGAACAAGAUCCUUUCGAGACAGGAGUUUGGUCUUUUCAAUAUUAUCAAUAUGGGAAAUGGCGAGGACCUUUUCGAUUACCACUCACAUUCGAUCGUCCAUCAAGCACAGUGACUGGUCAAGGAAUAGAUGAUGUUGGAAGUUUUACUAUCGAUGGUGUUUUCUCUUCUGAAACUCUUCGACUAGGUCUGACACAGAAAUACCAACUAGGAACAGGUAAUCUAAGAGAGAAUUUCGGUCACACAUCAACUAUUCAACUGAAGUGGAAUUCGAAGAAAAAUCGAUUUGAUGGUACAUGGUAUGUUCGGUUUGAAAGCUAUCGUGGUGAUGGAAAGUUCAAAUUAAAUCCGGAAGAACGUUCAGCACCUUUGCUUAAUUGGGAUAGCGCAUGUUGA
Rotaria sp. Silwood1 is the source of this 717-nucleotide messenger RNA. The record is from the annotation of a GenBank genome assembly. NCBI's taxonomy places the organism in Eukaryota, Metazoa, Rotifera, Eurotatoria, Philodinida, Philodinidae.